This is a messenger RNA of Arabidopsis thaliana (thale cress), 1070 nucleotides long. RefSeq names its product ROTUNDIFOLIA like 5 (gene RTFL5). The coding region runs from base 335 to 769 and encodes 144 amino acids. The record is from RefSeq and is marked reviewed. Lineage: Eukaryota; Viridiplantae; Streptophyta; Magnoliopsida; Brassicales; Brassicaceae. Gene Ontology annotation, cellular component: plasma membrane. Gene Ontology annotation, biological process: negative regulation of cell population proliferation. The transcript has a single exon.
AAAUCAUUAAUUAAUAAUGUCAUCGCUUAUGUAUCUAACUCGGAAACUAUAGACGAUAUUAUCAUAACUUAUAUAUGUUCGGUAUUUUAUAGUAGUACUGAAUAAAACAACAAUAUUUAACUUUACCGACUUUUUAAAAGACAUUAUUUCCACGAAUGGCCUUAAAAGCUUUGACCUAUUUCAUUCCAUACGCUCUAUUAUCUCUUUAGUUCCGUCUUCAAUUCAAACAUCAAACAAACACACACACACAUAUAUAUUUUCUAUACAUUCAUGUAGUACAUCUAUAUAAGAGAGAGUUUGGAUCAAAAGAACUUAAAACAUCCACUCUUGAUUCAUGGAUGAUGAAAAUUUGUGGAAAGUUGUGAAGAAAGAUUCCAUCUUCGAAACGACUCAUUUCUCUUCAAAACCUGUUUUUACACGAAGCUUCUCAACAAAAACUUCUUCUUCUUCUUCAAAACCCGUUUUCACAAGAAGUUUCUCAACUAAACCCACUUCGUAUUCUUCAUCAGAGCCCAUCUUUAGACGGAGUUUCUCUGCAAAACCCACUUCUUCGAAAUCUCCGUUUCUAUCUAGAAGCGGUUCCACGAAAUGCCCUGUUGAUACAUCUUCUACUUCCAAGUGUUCCAUCUCUCGGAGCUUGUCUCAGAAAGGAGCUUCGGUGACCCGAAAGUGUCGUAAUAUGGCCAAGGAACACAAGUCUCGGUUUUACAUCAUGAAACGUUGCGUUCUGAUGCUCGUUUGUUGGCACAAACAUGCCUGUGAUUCGUGAAGAAAGAUGCAUAAUUAGGUUAUUUAAUUACAGAUUCACUCUUUUUUUCUUAUUUUUUUACCCAUCUGUUAAUUUUUUUCCUUAAGUUUUCUGUAUUAAUGAUAUACUCCCUCCAUCUCUUAAAUUAAAUGUAUUUUUGUUUUAUUUAUUUAUUUUACAAAGUGAUGUUUUACAUUUUCAAAACAAAUAGAAAGAAAAAAAAUCAAAUUUACUCAUGUCAGAUGUAAUGUAUAUACAGUCUAAGAUAACAUUUAAUUUGAAAUGGAAAAUAGAAUUUUAUUGAAUCACAUUUGUAUCUCUA